This is a messenger RNA of Erigeron canadensis, 1878 nucleotides long. Its product is annotated as protein FAR1-RELATED SEQUENCE 5-like. NCBI's taxonomy places the organism in Eukaryota, Viridiplantae, Streptophyta, Magnoliopsida, Asterales, Asteraceae. The record is from RefSeq and is a predicted model, not a curated record. The coding region runs from base 1 to 1878 and encodes 625 amino acids. Gene Ontology annotation, molecular function: zinc ion binding. The transcript has 3 exons. Gene Ontology annotation, biological process: regulation of DNA-templated transcription.
AUGAAUAUAGACAAUCAAUUAGUCCAUGAGCACUUUGAAACUCAUCUAAUUAAUGAGAUUGACAAGAAUGGUUAUUUGGUCAAUAAUGUGGAUAUAGAAAAUGAAUUGGAAGGGAAUAUUGUCGCGAGUGUGAAUUUCGAAUGUCAUGAAGAUGAAAACGAACAUGACGAUAAUAUUGUGGGAAAAGUUUUUGACACGCCUGAAGAUACUUAUGCGUUUUAUAAUCGAUAUGCUCUGCUUCAUGGAUUUGGUAUACGUAUUCAUUGGGAUUUUAAAAAUAAGAUAACAAAGGAGAUUUAUCGAAAGAUAUUCGUGUGCAAUAAAGAAGGUUUUAAAAGGCUCAAAUCUGGAACCUGUGGGAAAAGCAGAAGAGAAUUAAGGGUCGGUUGUAAAGCAAAAUUUCGGAUUUCAAAAACAAAAGAUGCGAAAUGGAUUGUGGAUAUGUUUGAUGAUACACAUAAUCAUGAAUUGACAAAAUCACCAGCAAAGGUCAUUAAACAUCGUUCUCACAGUAAGCUUCAUCGCUCCAUGGCUUGUAAAUCUCUUAUGUUGGACCUUGGUAAGUCCGGGUUGAGACCUUCAAACAUUAAGAAAGCUAUAAAUGCAAUGAAAUAUCCUUUUGAAGCCAAUAUUACCUCAAAGCAAUGUGUUGAUGUCUUGUCCCAACAAAGGAAACAAUACAAAGAUGGAAGAUCAAGAGAUGCUUAUCUUAAAUUUGGAGAUGUCGUUGUCUUUGAUGUUACAUACAUGACCAAUAGAUUUAGGUUGCCAUUUGCUCCAUUUGUUGGGGUGAAUCAUCAUGGACAGUCUAUUCUUUUUGGUGGUGCAUUACUAGAGAAUGAAAAGGAAGAGUCCUUUCAAUGGUUAUUUAAGCAUUUCUUGAAAUGCAUGUUUAAUAAGUAUCCCUCUGCAAUAAUAACCGAUCAAGACAAAGCAAUAGGCAAUGCAAUCUCCACGGUGUUUCCAAACACUCGCCGUCGCUAUUGUGUAUGGCACAUUAAGAGGCAUCGGUUGGAACAUCUUCGACCAUUUUCUAGCAGACAUAGUGAUUUCCAAGAAUCUUAUAAUCGGUGGGUAAACAGUGAUACAAUUGAAGAAUUUGAAACUCACUGGCCUACUAUAUGUGAUAAGUAUAACCUCGAAAGUAGUGGAUGGAUGAUGGAUAUGUAUAACCAACGAAGAAGUUGGGUUAAAGCAUUUUGGAAUGAUAUCUUUCUGGCUGGAAUGACCACUAGCCAACGAAGUGAAAGUAUCCAUUCUUAUUUUGACGGAUAUGUUAAUUCAAAUACCAUGUUGAAUGAAUUCGUUAUCCAAUAUGAUAAAGUUGUUGCUGAUCGAAGAGCUGCCGAAGAAGAUGAAGACUUUCAUACAAUGAACACGAUGCCGGUUCUUUCAUCUUGUCAUCCAAUAGAAGCAAAAGUAGGUAAAUGUUAUACUAAAAGGAUAUUCGAGGUUUUCAAAAAAGAAUGGACUGAUGCAACGAGUAAUAUAACUCACGAGACUUUAAGCAAGAGUCUAGAACUAACCAUUUAUAGAGUUGGUCACUUAAAUGCUGAGAAAAAAUAUUGGAAAGUUGUUAAAUUUCAGUCACUAAACGAGGUGGAAGUGACAUGUUCAUGUUCUAUGUUUGAAACCUUCGGGAUUUUAUGCAAGCAUAUCCUAUAUGUGAUGAAAAAGAAGCAUGUUGAAAUCCUUCCUGAUCGUUAUAUCUUACCAAGGUGGACACUUGAUUCUAGAUACAAGGUUAGUAAUGGUAGCAUUGGACUAGAGGAAAAAGAUUGUGAAAAUGAAGUGAGCGCCUUAACCUUGUGGUGUGUGCAUGGCAACUACACCAAAGCGAUCGACCAAGCAAGAGACUCUCCUGUUGAGAUAAAAUGA